This is a messenger RNA of Amphimedon queenslandica, 1118 nucleotides long. RefSeq names its product FK506-binding protein 5-like. The record is from RefSeq and is a predicted model, not a curated record. The coding region runs from base 81 to 878 and encodes 265 amino acids. NCBI's taxonomy places the organism in Eukaryota, Metazoa, Porifera, Demospongiae, Haplosclerida, Niphatidae. The transcript is spliced from 3 exons.
CUACUGAAUGGCUAUGAAUUAAGUAACAAAGGUCACUCAGUGCUAUUUCACAAACCAGAAGAAAAAGAAAGUAAAGAAAGAUGGGAGCUUGUUGCUUCAAAUCCAGUGCAGUACUAGAGACUAGUGAAAGGGAAAGUCCUCAAGAUGAGCUAGCUCUCAACUCCCUCCCAACUAGUGAUACAAGCAAUGAUCCUGAGCAAACCAUUGGUGAGGUGACAUCAAAAGAGGAUGCUACCAAAAAUCAGCCAGAAGCUAAGGGUAGCAAUGAUAGCAGUCUCACUGAGUCAGUCCCACCCCUUGAGCAUGAUGAUGAUGAAUACUUGGUGGUUGAAGAUAAGAAGAAUGAGGAUGAGCUUAGGGAGGAGCAGACCAUCAUCUCUCCACUACCUUCACCAUACCAAACCUACCCAUUCACUGUCGAUGAGCCAGAACCAGAACCAGAGGAAGAGCCUGAGCCUCAAGUAGAAGACAAAAGCAUUGAAAAACCCACAGAAAAAGAGGAAAUCCCACAAGAAGAGGUAAUGCCCCAAGAAAAGGAAAUUCAACAAGAAGAGGCUACAGCUUUGGAGGUCAUUGCUAAAGAUGAGAGUCUUACAAGAGGAGAGCUGGUCCUUUCCAGUUCACUCAUUAGCUAUGACAUCAUAUCUGAAGUUGAUCCAAAGUCGCUUGAUGCUAGAUCCAAGAAAGUGAAUGUUACUGAGAAAAGCAAUGGUAGCAACAAAAAUGAAGACGUUACUGCCCCAGAGCAACCUGAAGAACAGAAGUACACCAGUUUCAAAAAGGACACGAUGAGCAAUAAGAAAAAUGCUGAGGAUAAGUACAAAACAGAAGUAGUUCGCAUUGAGGAUGAUGAGUUUGUUAGUGUCGAAUAUAAGUGAACUAAUGAAGCCAUUUAGUUAUAUUAAUGCACACUAGUUGUUAUUUCACACAUUAACAUGCACAAACAAUGUAUAUAACAUAUCAUGCUCAAGCUAAAUUUUCUGUUAUAUAAUUUUAAUGCAAUUUUGUUUGAAUCACAGUCUGCUAUUGUCAAAUUUUUAAAUGACACAUUGAUUUUUGUUAUUAUUUCCAUUGUGUUGUUGGAUUUUUUGUGCUCUUUAAUAUUGUUCUAUUUUUAA